Molecule: messenger RNA, 1665 nt
Organism: Oryza brachyantha (malo sina)
Lineage: Eukaryota; Viridiplantae; Streptophyta; Magnoliopsida; Poales; Poaceae
Exons: 2
Coding region: 310-1296 (328 amino acids)
Biological process (GO): iron import into the mitochondrion
Cellular component (GO): mitochondrial membrane
Molecular function (GO): ferrous iron transmembrane transporter activity
Source: RefSeq, a predicted model, not a curated record
AUACUACUAGUACACUAGUGCUGCUCCAAUAAGAAAAAGAAACAUAAACUAGAAAACAAAACGAUUGCCCGUUCGGAAACGGGAGAAGCUGACGGGAGGAGGAAAAAUUGGGGAAGAAACCCGAGCCGAGCAAGGGCACGGCGGGCAGGAUGCAUCGAGAUCGAUUUGACCACCAACUCUUCUUCCCCCUCGCCCCCUCCUAAAUGGCGACAUCUUCUCCAAAUCUCCAUUUAUCUCAUCCUCCUCUUCCUCGCCUCCUCCGCUCUCUCGUCAAUCGUCUAAACCCUAACCCUAGCGCAGCCCCUCUCCAUGGCCGCGGACUACCGCACCCCCGACCGCCUCCUCUCCGCCGCCGCCGCGGAGGGGCAGGCGCAGCAGGACCCGCCCAAGCCGGUGCUUGGGGUCGCCGCAACCCAUGACGGCCUCCGGUUCUGGCAGUACAUGCUGGCCGGCUCCGUCGCCGGCGUCGUCGAGCACACGGCGAUGUUCCCGGUCGACACCCUCAAGACGCACAUGCAGGCCGGUUCGCCGCCCUGCCGCCCGGUCCUGUCGCUGGGGGCGGCGCUGCGCGCCGCCGUGGCUGGCGAGGGCGGCGUCAUGGCGCUGUACCGCGGGCUCCCGGCGAUGGCGCUCGGCGCCGGCCCCGCCCACGCCGUCUACUUCUCCGUCUACGAGUUCGCCAAGUCGCGGCUCUCUGACCGGGUGGGGCCGAACAAUCCCGCGGCGCACGCCGCGUCUGGGGUGCUCGCCACAAUCGCCAGCGACGCUGUGUUCACCCCGAUGGAUACCGUCAAGCAGCGGCUCCAGCUAACGAGCAGCCCGUACACGGGCGUCUCGCACUGUGUCCGGACCGUGUUCCGUGACGAGGGCCUCGGGGCGUUCUUCGCAUCCUACCGGACCACGGUGGUAAUGAACGCACCGUAUACAGCUGUACACUUUGCAACCUAUGAGGCAGCGAAGCGGAUGCUCGGGGACAUGGCCACCAACGAGGAAUCGCUAGCCGUGCACGCCACCGCUGGAGCUGCAGCCGGCGCGCUCGCGGCUGCAGUCACAACGCCGCUCGACGUUGUCAAGACGCAGCUGCAGUGUCAGGGUGUGUGCGGCUGUGAGCGCUUCACAAGUAGCUCCAUAGGGGAUGUGUGCAGAACAAUCGUAAAGCGUGAUGGCUAUGUUGGGCUCAUGAGAGGAUGGAAGCCAAGAAUGCUGUUCCACGCACCUGCGGCCGCUAUCUGUUGGUCGACAUAUGAGGCCUCAAAGUCAUUCUUCGAAAGGUUCAAUGAGAAAAGAAGGAAAUAAUCUGAAAAUUCCUUCAGAGGCUCAAAGCCCAUGUAUUUUCUUGAAGUCAAUAUACUUCUAUACUGCCCCAUACAUCCACAGCUGACAAAACGAGGCAGCCCCCAGAUGCGGUUGUGAUGCUGCAUGUCUGCGAUCCUUGUGGAAUGAUGCACUGUCAUACUGUGCAUCAAAACAUGUCUAAAGAUAGAUCUAUGUACCUUGUAUUUCAUUUCAGCUAAGUUAAUGUAUUAUUUUGCCUGCUGGGUCGAGAUAAUAAUUACAAGGAUAUUUUUGCCAAUUUUGAUCAGAAUCACUCAGUGUACUCUAUCCUUCUGUUGGCACCCGUGAGCCAGAUUGUUGAUGCAAUGGAAUGAAGUUUUGGUUUUGUAA